Pan troglodytes (chimpanzee) is the source of this 1380-nucleotide messenger RNA. It is a transcript of the gene H1-7, whose product is annotated as H1.7 linker histone. NCBI's taxonomy places the organism in Eukaryota, Metazoa, Chordata, Mammalia, Primates, Hominidae. The record is from RefSeq and is a predicted model, not a curated record. The coding region runs from base 186 to 1160 and encodes 324 amino acids. The transcript is spliced from 3 exons.
AGGAGAACGGCGGCUCUCUCGGCCAACGGACUUGCUUCCCACCGCGCUGAGACUCCUGGGAGGAGAAUUUCAGUUUUUUGGCUUUUGGUUUUGUUUUGUUUUGUUUUCCUUCUUGGAUAGAAGUAGCACCCUAAUCCCUGGGCUUCUGUGCCGUUUAGCAUGUGCUUUCCUGGAUCUCAAGGCCCAUGGCCUACCUUUCUCUGUCCAGGCAGCUCUGGGAGAGUAGAAGAGUGUCUCACCCAUCUCUGAAAAGGAGAUUCCCCAGUACUAAGAACCGGGAAUGGAGGUUUUCUGAAGACAAACGUUUUCCUAAAAAUGGAAGAGGCAGAAAAAGACCCAUUAUACCAUCAGUGCAGGCCUGCCUUUGUGACGUGGCCCAGUCUACCUCAGCUAUGGAACAGGCCUUGACUGGUGAGGCCCAAAGCCGGUGGCCCCGCAGAGGCGGGAGUGGGGCCAUGGCUGAGGCGCCUGGGCCCAGUGGCGAAUCCCGAGGACACUCAGCCACUCAGCUGCCAGCGGAAAAAACUGUCGGGGGACCAUCGAGGGGCUGCUCAAGCUCCGUGCUCAGAGUGUCCCAGUUGGUGCUCCAGGCCAUCUCCACUCACAAAGGGCUGACUCUGGCAGCUCUCAAGAAGGAGCUCGGAAACGCCGGCUACGAAGUGCGCAGGAAGAGCGGCAGCCACGAAGCGCCCAGGGGGCAGGCCAAGGCCACGCUCCUCCGGGUCAGCGGCAGCGACGCCGCCGGCUACUUCAGGGUCUGGAAGGUUCCCAAGCCCAGGAGAAAGCCGGGACGCGCGAGGCAAGAGGAGGGCACGCGCGCUCCCUGGAGGACCCCAGCCGCGCCCUGGAGCUCACGGAGGCGCCGCCAGCCCCUUCGCAAGGCGGCCAGGAAGGCCAGAGAAGUGUGGAGACGGAACGCGAGGGCGAAAGCCAAGGCCAAUGCCAGGGCGAGGAGGACCAGGAGGGCAAGGCCGAGAGCCAAGGAGCCGCCGUGUGCCAGAGCCAAGGAGGAAGCGGGAGCGACAGCGGCAGACGAGGGGCGAGGACAGGCCGCGAAGGAAGACACCACGCCGAGGUCAGGGAAGGACAAGAGGCGAAGCUCCAAGCCCAGGGAAGAGAAGCAGCAGCCCAAGAAGCCCGCACAGCGGACCAUCCAGUAGCCAACGCCGGCUAAAACCGACCGGACAUCUAGCGGGCAGGGGAAGACUCCACUAAAGACUUCCACAAAGACCUCCCCUAAAUCUGAAGGUCUUCCUGAUCCAGUUGGGAAUGCAUCUUGUGGGAGCAGCUUCACUCCCACCACGGACCAAUGCCUUUCCCCCAUAGGCCCCAAGAAGAGCGGCUGUCACACUCAUUGAAAUGAAAUGGACCUCUAGACCA